AUGGCUGCAACAAGAGAUCUAGAGCUUCUCAUUCCAGUGUCCAACAUCUCUAACAAUGGAGCCUCUAAAUCGUCGUCCAAUUCUUCCUCCUCCGGCAACGCCACUCUCUCCCCCCAACAUCACUCCGGUCAAGAGGCAUUUUCAAAAGUGAUUCGAAGCUGGGCCUCAAAGAAAUUUAUGACAGGAUGUGUUAUUCUUCUUCCCAUUGCAAUAACAUUCUAUGUCACUUGGGGAUUUGUUCGAUUUGUUGAUGGUUUCUUCUCCCCUAUAUAUAAUCAUCUUGGGAUCAACGUUUUUGGUCUUGGAUUUGUUACAUCCAUAACUUUCAUCUUCCUAGUUGGAAUUUUCAUGUCAUCAUGGUUAGGAGCUUCUGUUCUUACCCUAGGGGAAUGGUUCAUCAAGAAAAUGCCUCUUGUAAGCUACAUAUAUGCUGCCUCCAAGCAAAUAAGUGGAGCAAUAUCACCAGAUCAAAGUUCUAAUGCUUUCAAGGAAGUGGCCCUUAUAAAACACCCUCGAAUUGGAGAGUAUGCAUUGGGAUUUAUCACAUCUUCAAUAAUAUUAAGGAAGCCCAGAGAUGAAGAAGAGCUUUAUUGUGUUUAUAUUCCCACUAAUCACUUGUAUCUUGGAGAUAUUUUUCUCGUUAGUCCAAAUGAUAUUUUGAGGCCUAAUCUCUCUGUUCGCGAAGGAAUAGAAAUUGUUAUAUCUGGUGGUAUGUCAAUACCUCAAGAAUUGACUACAGGGGGUGGUCAUGCCAAACAUGCCUCAAGAAUCCCUUCACAAGUAAAAUGA
Messenger RNA from Vicia faba (fava bean), 789 nucleotides. The record is from the annotation of a GenBank genome assembly. NCBI's taxonomy places the organism in Eukaryota, Viridiplantae, Streptophyta, Magnoliopsida, Fabales, Fabaceae.